GGGGAGCCGGAACGCAAGACGCCAGAGGAGCAGCCCAAGGACCCGGCCCCGGCGCAGCCCCGCGCGGCCGAGGAGGGGGACGCCCGCGUUGUCCCGCGGCCGCCGCCCACGCUGCCCCCGGCCAAGCCGCAGGCGGCGCGGGCGCCGGGCCUCUGCCCGCACGGGAAGCCCCGGAGCAAGGGCCGGGGCGGCCGACGGAGCUCAGGCCGCGCGGCGGACGAGUACCACUCCCAGCGGCCCGUCACUGUGGACAGCUCCAAGGCCAGGACCUCCCUGGACGCCUUGAAGAUCAGCAUCCGCCAGCUCAAGUGGAAGGAGCUUCUCUUCUCCCCAGGCAUGACGGAGAUGGUGCGUAAAAUUACUCUGAGCAGAGCCGUGAGAAUCAUGCAGAAUCUCUUUCCUGAGGAGUACAACUUCUACCCUCGCUCAUGGAUUCUGCCUGACGAGUUCCAGCUCUUUGUGGCUCAGGUUCGAAUGGUGAAAGACGGUGACCCAUCCUGGAAGCCCACUUUUAUUGUGAAACCUGAUGGUGGUUGUCAGGGUGAUGGAAUCUACCUCAUUAAAGACCCCAGUGACAUCCGCCUGGCAGGGACCCUUCAGAGCAGGCCAGCGGUGGUCCAGGAGUACAUCUGCAAACCUCUUCUUAUCGACAAACUCAAGUUUGAUAUUCGUCUGUAUGUCUUACUCAAGUCCUUAGACCCCUUAGAGAUUUAUAUAGCCAAAGACGGACUCUCUAGAUUUUGCACGGAGCCAUAUCAGGAGCCCAACCCCAAAAAUCUGCACCACAUCUUUAUGCACUUAACCAACUACUCGCUGAACAUCCAUAGUGGUAACUUUGUCCAUUCGGACAGUACUAGCACGGGCAGCAAACGGACUUUUUCUAGCAUUCUUUGUAGGUUGUCUUCCAAAGGUGUUGACAUCAAGAAGGUCUGGUCUGAUAUCAUCUCCUUGGUGAUUAAGACUGUCAUUGCCCUGACUCCAGAGCUCAAGGUUUUCUACCAGUCGGACAUCCCUGCAGGGAGGCCGGGGCCCACAUGCUUCCAGAUUCUAGGCUUUGACAUCCUUCUGAUGAAAAAUCUGAAGCCUAUUCUCCUGGAAGUAAAUGCAAAUCCCAGCAUGAGAAUCGAACAUGAGCAAGAACUUUCUCCGGGGGUCUUUGAAAAUGUCCCCAGCCUUGUCGAUGAAGAAGUGAAGGUGGCCGUGAUCAGAGACACACUACGCCUGAUGGACCCACUUAAGAAGAAAAGAGAGAACCAGUCUCAGCAGCUUACGAAGCCAUUAGCUGCAAGGGAGGAUCCUUCCGACAGUGAGCCGGCCAGCGCCUCCGAUGGCAACACGGAUCCCGAAGCCCACCUGCCCUCCAUCUGCCUUAAGCAGGUGUUCCCCAAGUAUGCCAAGCAAUUCAACUACCUGCGCCUGGUGGACAGGAUGGCAAAUUUGUUUAUCCGGUUCCUGGGGAUCAAGGGGACGAUGAAGUUGGGACCAACAGGCUUUCGGACUUUUAUAAGGAACUGCAAACUCAGCAGCAGCAGCUUGUCCAUGGCGGCCGUGGACAUCCUCUACAUUGACAUCACCAGGAGGUGGAACUCUAUGACCCUGGACCAGCGGGACUCAGGAAUGUGCUUGCAGGCCUUCGUGGAGGCUUUCUUCUACCUGGCUCAGAGGAAGUUCAAGACGCUGCCGCUCCACGAGCAGGUGGCCUCGCUGAUCGACCUAUGUGAAUACCACCUGUCCCUGCUGGAUGAAAAGCGCCUGGUGUGUGGCCGCAGCGGCCCGGCGGGGGGCCGGCCCCUGGACAGCGGCAGCCCCCCGGACGCCACCCCCUCGGCCCCGCCGGUGGAGGGCCACCCCCCGUCCUGCACAAACAGCGCCCCCAAGGCAGCGCAUUCCAGACACGCUCUGUCCUGA
Puma concolor (puma) is the source of this 1908-nucleotide messenger RNA. The record is from RefSeq and is a predicted model, not a curated record. Lineage: Eukaryota; Metazoa; Chordata; Mammalia; Carnivora; Felidae.